AUGCCCAGCCCGCCUUUCCCUCCACCCGGUUACUCUGAAGAUGUCUUCAGACGCGUUCGUGUGCUGUUCGGGGGAAAGUACGUCGCCGAUGCACCCCAGCCAAAGCUUGUUUGGGAGAACUCCUGGUACCCGAUCUACUACUUCCCUCGCGAUACGGUUGCCCAAGAGUUCCUCCAGAACGCUCAGCAAUCGACCGACGGAAAGUCCACCUACGAUCUUGUAGUUGGUGACAGGAAGUCUGAGGGUGCCGUUACGGUGUUUACCGACGGCGACUUCGCCGGCUUCGUCAAGAUCACCUAUGGGAGUGCGGACGCUUGGUUCGAAGAGGAUCAGAGGAUCUUCGGGCACCCGAAGGACCCAUACAAGCGAGUGCUGAUUGUCCCAAGCUCCAAGCACAUCCGCGUCGAAGUCGAUGGUGUUGAAGUUGCGAACACGACGUCAUCGCAAAGGCUAUACGAGACGGCUCUGCCAAUACGUACCUACAUCCCGCUCAAGGAUGUACGCGUCGAUCUCUUGACUGAAUCGAAGCUUGUGACCAGCUGUCCAUACAAGGGCGACGCGAAUUACUACGAUAUCAACCUUCCGAGUGGGAAGAAAGAGGGAUUGGUGUGGUGGUAUAAGUCUCCGACUCUGGAGAGCGCACAGAUUGCGGGCCUCGUUGCGCAGCCGCAAAGGUCGGGCCUUAAGAAACAGGCCAACCCGAGCACUCAUUCCAUUAAAAAACACAUGUAUUAA
This is a messenger RNA of Peniophora sp. CBMAI 1063, 735 nucleotides long. The record is from the annotation of a GenBank genome assembly. Lineage: Eukaryota; Fungi; Basidiomycota; Agaricomycetes; Russulales; Peniophoraceae.